Messenger RNA from Paramecium pentaurelia, 673 nucleotides. Lineage: Eukaryota; Ciliophora; Oligohymenophorea; Peniculida; Parameciidae. The record is from the annotation of a GenBank genome assembly.
AUGAAUAAUGAAGUUAGGAAACAAGAAUAUGAAUAUUUUGAUUAUCAACAGUUGAAAUAUGGAAAAAUUAAUAGAUUACCUUUGAAAAUUAAUAAAUUUAUGUAAAAAUAUAUUAAUUUAAACAGUCACGAUCCAAAAGAGAAUGCAGAGAGAAACAAUAAGUUGUGUAAAAAGAAAGUCUUAGCUUGAUUAUAUUUAUAAUAAUAAAAUUUGUUCCAGAAUUUCUAUGGUUUAUUUAGGGAUGUUCAGAUGGAAUAAUAAUAAUGAAAAAUCAUUAUGACACUUUGGGCUUAGAGAGAGAUGCUAAACCUAACCAAAUAAAGUCGGCAUAUCAUAAAUUGGCCCUUUAGUGGCAUCCAGUAUUAACUUGCUGAUGUCUUUUUAGGAUAAGAAUAGUGAUUUUGGGGCAACACAUUAAUUUAACUAAAUAAACGAAGCCUAUACUACCCUAUCCAAAGAAGAAUUGAAAUAAAAAUACGACAGAAACCUCUAAACGAGAGAUAAUUUCUAUGAAUUGUUAAACUAAAUGAAAUACUAACAAGAAGAACCAAAUUUAAAAUAUGAUAUUAGAGAUGAUUUUAUAUCCAAAGAGGAUCGAGAAUUCAUAAGAAAUUUUUCAAAUAAACAAGAAACAGAAUAAAUUAAAAAAAAAAGAAUAAGAAAAAAAAAAUGA